AUGAUAUCCCCGAAAGGGCUAAGACUCCGGCUCAGCCUCUCCAUUCUCCUCCAACUUCACUCUCUCAACCCUUUCUGCUUUCUCCACGUGGACCAAGCGGCUCAACCACCAGCCCUAGGAGACCAACACCAUAAGGCCCUUAAAAAGCUAGACUACCCUCCCUCGAAGGCCAACUCCAUCAGGCUCUCGAAACACCAGCCUCCCUGCUCAGGAAUCUCAAAACUCGCGACCGCCAUUAUGGUAGACGAUGCGGAGGCGUCGUCUGCCACCGCGGAACCUACACCUAGAGGCAAGACCAAGACACAGAAGAAGCGGUCUUCGACAGAGGUCAACCCGCAUCUUGACCCAUACAAAUUCACGGACGAAGAAGACUCGAGCUAUCUGAAGAACGUCACCGAUGCUAUUUGGCAAGCUGGCACUUCUGAUGAGGGGCUUAUCAAGAAGCUUAUCAGACCCGGUUCCGGUAGCGGACGCAAAAAACUAGCCGGCGAGCAGACAGAUGACGAAGUACGCAACGAACUUUACCGAGCAUGGUCGAAAAGCACGACAAAGGUCAUGGGCUCGAGAAACCUGGUCAUACUGAAGACAUCGGAACUCGGACCGGCCCAAGUUGUGGCAUAUCUUGGGUUUCCUGACCACGGUGCAUUAGCUGCGUUUGCUCUAACAGAGGCUCUUUGGCGCUUUGUGGAGAGAAUGGUAUUCGAUCUUAUCAAUCAACAACCCUCGGAUGAUUACUUCAUGACCUUGAUCGACGAGAUCGACCGCUCUCCAUCUUAUAGGCCGUUGGCCCUGUCAAAAAUGCUCAACCCAUCGUCCCCGCUGCUGGACACACUUGACCCGAGCCGCGAAGUUUUUAUGGUCUUUCCGGUCGAUGACGGCGAAGACAGUUUGUCGGGGCUUUUCGAUGCCGACUUUGCGGAUCCCGCGCGGUUUCGCUGCGACAAGCGCUCCAAAGAGGAACUCAUGGAGCACUAUGGCGACGGGGCACACGACGCCAUCCUAAACCGCUUCCUCGGCUAUUCCAUGGAGGACUGGCAGCGUCCUCCAUUCACUAUGGACAAAAACGCAAGCAGGACUUUUUUCCGCCAGUACUGGGCGGGUCGUGAGACCGGCGACAUGCUCCGGAAGUUGGAAAAUCGCCAGAAAGAUGAUAAGGCCAAGCGCCAGGCCGACUUCCUGACCGCACCGGCAAGUGCGGAGGUGGGUGCCGAUACUGAUAUCGCAUUCUCAUACGCUCUUUCAACCCUCACGGCCAGCCUCCCACCACAGAAUGCUGAUUUCGAAGAGGCCAUGGACCUCGUGGGUUUGAAGGGCGAGGAUCGGAAGACGUACGCAUUCAAUAGCGAGAACACUCGCAUCAGCAAAAAGGCUGCUUGCAAUCUCUCCAACGCGGCACGGCGUCGUAUCAGAGUCGUUCUCAACACAAAUGGUGAAGCUCCGGCCGCUGAAGCGCCAGGUGGCGGUGAGAACCUCCGAGAGGCAUUUACCCUUCUCCCCCACCAAAUUGCCGGAACAGAGGCCAAGAUUAUCAACGACUACAUCAGUGGUCCCAUCCUUUAUUUUAUGCUCGGUGCAGAAAUAGGCUUGGGCAAGACUAUCACCUUCGAACUAAGCUGCGACAAGGAGCCUCAACGAAAAUACGGGCCUCACCUUCUCGUCACGCCUGGGGACUUGGUGGAUGCCAUGGUCGCCGACUGCCAGAACGCUUUCCGCGGCAUCCGGGAAUAUGUCAUCAACUCCACCGGCCGUUCCAGUAUCCCAGGUGCUACGGUCUAUUCCAGUGCUUCCGACGUCGUCAAGCUCAUGCGGACUGCAACUACGGACACCUACCAGGCGAUACCGCCACCGACAAACAUCAGCACCAUGGCUGCCGAUGCGCCCCACGUCGACCCCUUAAAGGCCAUCGCGGCGAUCCGAGACGCCCGGCCGCCAGCAACGGACCGCUUCACCUACCUCACCAUAAUCGAGACAAAUCUCUCGCCGGUCGUGCUCCCCGUGCUCAACGAAAUCUUGCAGGACGCCGAACUCACGCAAGAGAUUGGGUGGGACCUCGUGUACAACCUGGUCAACCUGCCCGGCUCCGAAGCCUGUCUCGAGACCAUCGCGAGGCUGGGCAACCCGCGCGAGGUGAUCCUCAAGGUGCUCGAGACUCUGGAAGUCCUCAGCAGCGACUCCAAGGGCAGCGACCAGGGCAGCGAUGGAGGGCAGGACACCGAGGCCCAGGAGCCAGCGACGCUGUCGCCGCACAAGUUCAUCACGCUUCUGGGCAUGCUCGCCAUCCUGCACAAGCGCAUCAAGACCAAAUACCCCAGCCGCUUCCUGGCCCAGACGCUGCAGACCGUCUACAACACAUACAGCCCGAACCAGGAGAUGACGGCUUCCGUCAUCAACCUGAUGCACAGCCUGUCGGGGACGCAGAGGCCGGCUCUGCCCAGUAGAAAGUCGAGCGUGAACGUGGCCAACCCGGACCAGGACGGCGACGUGUCCAAGAACGCGCCAGACCCCGAGGCCGACAAGGACGACCGCGAGGAUCCGACCGAGGCUUCCCUGCAGAAGAGGCUCCUGCUCAGCUUCGCCACGUGGGUCCUCGAGGCCUAUGUCAACGGCAACGAGAUGGCAUGGGCGGCCAGGCUGAUCGAGUUUUACAACCCCGGCAAGAUGGUGCCUGGGAGACCGACGCUGAUGGCGGCUUUCCGAGAGGACCAGGUGCUUCUGGCGAGGGACGCCAUUGUCGGGCAGUUGGUCGCACUGAUAAGCGACUUGGGUCACCAUUCUUGCACAAAGGCGUUCAUCGGCCAGCUCUGCGAAGGGCCCUCCCACGACACCCCGUUGGCAGGAUCAGAGGACUUCUCGAGCAUCGACAGCAUCAAACUGUCGACAGGCGGCGGCGUAUGCUUGUUGGCAUACUGGGUUUUCUCGUCGACCGUCUUCGACGCAGACCAGCCGACGCCGGCCAUGCACAUCUUCCCAGAGCACUUCAUGAUACUGGAAAAAUUCCUGCAUGAAGACCCCGAGCAGCAGAUAGAAAAACACGCGGGCACAAUAGAGAGCCUGGUGGCCAUCGGUCUGUGGCUUCGGGCAAACGACCUUGUCGCGGUUAACCCGACUUCCUCGGUGGCCAACCCGGCAACAUCGUCUUCUUCCGACGACACCUCUUCCGACUUUAUGAGGCACCUCCAUCUCACGACUCUCAUCGCCCUCUACCACCCCCAGCUCCUGGUCCGCAACGCGGCAACAACGCUUGCGGGCCAGAUCCUGCACGCCGACCCAGCCGACGACGACCGCCUCCGCAUCCUCUACGACCUGCUGGAGAACUGCAUGUUCGCCUCCUUAAAGGCGUGCGCCAUCACGUGGCUGCGCGACGAGUUAAUCGCUGCAUCGGCCUCGACAGAGAGCGAGACUGCUGGUACGGCCGGUGCAGCUAGCGUUUUCUCGGGACCGCAGGCGCUCGAGACGGUGGAGUACGUUGUGUUCCCCAACCUGGAUUCACUUCAGGGGCUCGACCAGGAAGAAUUGGUCGAGUACCUGGCGCAGAACUCGCCGUACCUCAUCCAGGCGGCCAACUUUGGCCUGUUCUUGUGGUCGUCGGACAAGUGGAAGCACGUGCUCCCGACCAACUCGGACGCCGCGGUCAAGGAGCGCUGGUUUGAGCCGCUUCAGGGCGCGCUCGACAAGCUGGAAAAGGACACGCAUUCUGGCGAGCUCGCGGGGGAGCUCGGGCCCCUGGCCUUUGACCUCGACGUGCUGCGCGAGCGCUUGCCCCUCCUAGCGGCGGCCGAAGGGUUUAGGGUCACGGAGGAAGCCGCGAGAGCCUAA
Lasiosphaeria miniovina is the source of this 3816-nucleotide messenger RNA. RefSeq lists its product as uncharacterized. The record is from RefSeq and is a predicted model, not a curated record. The coding region runs from base 1 to 3816 and encodes 1271 amino acids. The transcript has 13 exons. Gene Ontology annotation, biological process: cellular response to oxidative stress. Gene Ontology annotation, cellular component: cytoplasm. NCBI's taxonomy places the organism in Eukaryota, Fungi, Ascomycota, Sordariomycetes, Sordariales, Lasiosphaeriaceae.